UUCCUAAGGCACUGCAGGCGUGAUCAUGCCAUUCAGCUGCAAGUGCCUUCAGCAGCCUGUAUCGUUACCUGCCCCACAGGUGGUGCUUUCACCUCCACUGUGCUCAGACCCAGGUGGCACCCUAGGAUUGCCCAUCCUGAAGCAGCUCAGUGCAGAAGUGGGAACUCAGAUUGCUUCAGAGCCUCCCCACCAUGUCCUCUAAGAAACUGGUGAACUCGGUGGCAGGCUGUGCUGAUGAUGCCCUUGCUGGCCUGGUGGCCUGCAACCCCAACUUGCAGCUCCUACAGGGCCACCGAGUUGCCCUCCGUUCUGACCUGGACAACCUCAAGGGCCGGGUGGCAGUGCUGUCGGGUGGGGGCUCUGGCCACGAGCCUGCCCACGCUGGUUUCAUUGGGAAGGGGAUGCUGACGGGGGUCAUCGCCGGAGCCGUGUUCGCUUCCCCAGCCGUGGGCAGCAUCCUGGCGGCCAUCAGGGCUGUGGCCCAGGCGGGCACAGCGGGGACCCUCCUCAUCGUGAAGAACUACACUGGGGAUCGGCUCAACUUUGGCCUGGCCCGGGAACAGGCCCGGGCAGAAGGCAUCCCUGUGGAAAUGGUGGUCAUCGGGGAUGACAGUGCCUUCACGGUCCUGAAGAAGGCAGGCCGGAGAGGCCUGUGUGGCACAGUGCUCAUCCACAAGGUGGCAGGUGCCUUGGCCGAGGCAGGUGUAGGGCUGGAGGAGAUCACAGAGCGGGUGAGCGCGGUUGCCAAAGGCAUGGGUACCUUGGGAGUGAGCCUAUCCUCCUGCAGCGUCCCGGGCUCCAAACCCACCUUCGAGCUUGCCGCCGAUGAGUUGGAGCUGGGCCUGGGGAUCCACGGGGAAGCUGGUGUACGCCGGGUGAAGAUGGCAACUGCCAACGAGGUUGUCACGCUCAUGCUCGACCACAUGAUGAACGCCUCCAAUGUGUCCCAUGUAUCUGUGCAGUCAGGCUCCUCAGUGCUUUUGAUGGUCAACAACCUGGGUGGUCUGUCAUUCCUGGAACUGGGCAUCAUGGCCGAUGCUGCCGUCCGUUCUCUGGAGAGCCGUGGCGUGAAGAUUGCCCGGGCGCUGGUGGGCACCUUCAUGUCAGCACUGGAGAUGCCUGGCAUUUCUCUCACCCUCCUGCUGGUGGAUGAGUCCCUCCUGAAACUGAUAGAUGCUGAAACCACUGCUGCAGCCUGGCCUAAUGUGGCCAAGGUGUCUGUGACUGGGCGGAAGCGGAGCCGGGCAGCCCCCAUUGAACCCAAGGAGACCCAUGAAGCUACCACAGUGGGAGGUGUAGCCUCUAAGCAGAUGGUACUUGUGCUGGAGCGGGUGUGCACCACCCUCCUGGACCUGGAGGAACACCUGAAUGCCCUGGACCGGGCUGCUGGCGAUGGGGACUGUGGCUCCACCCACAGCAGUGCUGCUCGAGCCAUCCAGGGGUGGCUGAAGGAGGGCCCACCUCCUGCCAGUCCUGCGCAGGUACUCUCCAGACUGUCUGUCCUGCUGCUGGAGAAGAUGGGAGGCUCGUCUGGGGCGCUCUAUGGCCUGUUUCUGACUGCGGCUGCCCAGCCUCUCAAGGCCAAGACUGACCUCCCAGCCUGGUCUCUUGCUAUGGACGCCGGCCUGGAAGCCAUGCAGAAGUAUGGGAAGGCUGCACCAGGGGACAGGACUAUGCUGGACUCUCUGUGGGCAGCAGGGCAGGAGCUCCAAGCCUGGAAGAAGCCAGGGGCUGAUCUCUUACAAGUCCUGACCAAAGCAGUCAAGAGUGCUGAAGCUGCAGCCGAGGCCACCAAGAACAUGGAAGCUGGAGCCGGAAGAGCCAGCUACAUCAGCUCUGCGCGGCUAGAUCAGCCAGACCCUGGGGCAGUGGCAGUGGCCGCCAUCCUCCGUGCCAUCCUGGAGGUCUUGCAGAGCCAGGGUGUGUGACGGCCCCUCAGCCUCCGCUGCUCUCUCACUGCUGGACUGCGGUGCUCGACGUCACUUAUUUUUGCCUUCAGUGGCCACCUCCCCGCUCAGUCACCGCAGGGCGUGUCCUCUACCAGGCCUCUAAAAACUGCAGACAGCUCCUGAGCUGGAGUGGGCCCCAAGCCCUCCUCAGGGAGGGUGGCCCCUGGCUCUCCCCACGCAGCCCUGAGCUUCAGUGACAAGGCAGCUCCUGAGCCACAGCACGGCCUUCGGUUCUAAGAUUCCAGUCUCUCUCUGCGAAAGGCCUUCUGUGCUUGAAACCAAGUCAGUAUGGAAAAGAAAGCUAAUAAACCAUUGUGAAGCCAUAAAGCCACGGCCUUCUCCCAGGGAUCUCUGCCCUGGUUUCUGUGACCAUGACCCCUCUCCUCCAAGCCCUUUGUCACUACCUGUGCCCCAGGCAGGCUCUGCUCGGCCGGGCUGGUUCUGUUCCCAUCCUCCUGCCUACACACACCACACUUAUGUGUGCAAGAAUGGUAGAAAGACUUCUUUCUUUCACCAGAUUAACAGUUUAUUGAGUCUUUAGGGAUUGGGCGGACAUUUGGGACAUUGGAAGAAAAAGAAACCACUGUACUCUAAAGCUCAGCUGUAGACUGGAAACUGUAGCCAUGCCAGGCCCUAGUUCUUUCUAGAGCAAUCACUGGUGGCCCCUGGACCCCAGGUGGCAGGAGGGACUGCUGACUGGUGCUGACAGAAAUACCACGUGCACAUAGCCACACCUGGUAGGUAUGUCCUCGGCAGAGUGGCUGACGGCACCGGCCAUAGACUCAAAUAUCCAUGUUUGAGAUCUGAUUCUGCUUUAAAGCAGCUCCAUGAACUUGGGCCUACACUUAGCCUCUUGGGAUCUGUAAAAUCAGAAGAGAGUGCCCGUCUUGUGGGGAUGCGAAAGGGUUCAAGUGAACCAGUAAGGUGAGGCCCCGGUGCAGUCCGAGCACUGGCUCUCUGGGGUCAGUGUCACGGCUGGCGUCAGACCCCUACCCCUCCCGGGUCAGCCAUUCCACCAUCACGAGACGUCUCAGCUGAUCACACUAGGAAAAGAGCCUCUUCACGCCCAUCACCUGCUUCACCCAAACUCGACUCCUCUGGUUCUUGAGCUUCUCUGCCCAGGGUCCCUGUCCAGCUGCGUCCCAGGUCCCUGACCAUAGGCUGGUGUCAGCAUGCACAGGUGUGUGCCCAGCAGCCAGGAAGAAUGCUGGCAACAGACUGUAGAGCCCAAUUCUGCCAUUUCCUGACUGGUGACCUCAGGCCAAUCAUCUGUCCUUUUUGAGUCUUGUUUUCUAGAUUAUAAAAUAGGAAACAUUUCCUUCCUUGUAAGAUGAGCCCAUGCCCAAAAGCCACUGUUUAGGACAUCCACAGGCACAUGCUCACAUGCAGUUCCAGGAAGACACACAGUUGUACAGGUUUUUGGCGCCUUGGUUGGCCCUCCCCAGGUCUGUCUGAGGGUCAGUCCUGUCCUAAGGUUUGCACGGUGGCCCCAGUGCUCAUUUAAGAGCAGUAUCGUUUCAGCAAAGAAAGCUUUUGUUAUGCUUUGUCCUCUCCAAAUCUAUAUGUGGAAAUCCUCUCCCCCAGUGUGAUGGGAUCGCCAGGGGGGUACUUAGGAAGGUGAGGAGGUCGUGAGGGUGGAGCCCUCAUCAGUGAGAGUAGUGCCUUCAGGUAGCAGAGGCCCCAGAGCUACUUACGUUCCCUCCGCCUGAGGUCCCAGGGAGGAGUUCUGUGAAGGGGCCCUCACCAGACACCACAGCCUCAUGCCUUGGUCUUAGACUUCCAG
Messenger RNA from Sciurus carolinensis (gray squirrel), 3732 nucleotides. It is a transcript of the gene Tkfc, whose product is annotated as triokinase and FMN cyclase. The record is from RefSeq and is a predicted model, not a curated record. Gene Ontology annotation, molecular function: ATP binding; glycerone kinase activity. Gene Ontology annotation, cellular component: cytosol. The coding region runs from base 192 to 1928 and encodes 578 amino acids. Gene Ontology annotation, biological process: glycerol catabolic process. The transcript is spliced from 17 exons. Lineage: Eukaryota; Metazoa; Chordata; Mammalia; Rodentia; Sciuridae.